AUGGCGUCCACCAACGCGAACGUUUGCGUGGGCGGCGCCCAAGCGAACUCAUCGGCGGCGGACCGGUGGUCCAGCGGCAUCCCCGAUGAUCUCCUAGCGAUAAGCUUCGCCACGCCGAUCGACCGCGUCCGCUUUGCGGCUGUGUGCACGGCAUGGCGUGCCGUUGCGUCGAUGCACCUGGCACGCGGCGGUUUUCCAUGGCUCAUCCUUGACCCAAGCGGCAGCCACGAGACGAAUUAUGCGUACUGUCCAGAAGAGGGCAUGGUCCUGCCGCGGCCCUCUCUCCGCAGCGAGGCAGCCCGCCGGUGCUUUUGCUUUGUGGGCAGCCACGAUGGCGGCUGGGUCGCCUCAUCCGAGAUGAUCUUUAACCUCUUCUCCGGUGCUAAGGUGUCGCUCUUGCGGGAGGAUAUGGUCCACCCGCGCCAGUGCAUCCGUGAUCAGUUGGUCUUGCGAAAGAUCGUUUUCUCGGAGAAGCCCACCUUGCCUGGUUGUAUCCUCGCUGCCAUCACCAACAAGCACGAGUUUGCAUUCUACAAGGUUGGCUGCCCGGAGGCCGGCUGGAAAACGUAUGGAGCUCUUGCACAGGACGGUCUCAUGGAUAUCACAUUCUGCAACGGCGAGCUAUAUGGCAUCACAAAGUCCAAGCAGCUCAACAAGUACGAGUUUGGCAUCAACAACCAGGGCGGAACCGUGCUCAAGAAGACCCACCGGUUCUCCAAGUUAGACGUCUACUAUUGGGAGUACUGUAGUAACCAAUUCAGGUACAUUCUUGAGACACGUGGCAAGCUUGUGAUGGUGGCGAGCAACUUCACGGUUCACGAGCUAGUCAACACCGACACCGGGAAGUAUGACUGUGUGAGGAUGUGCAACUUAGGAAACUACGCGCUAUUUCUGGGGCCUGUGCCGACGGGUGAACGCGGCGGCUUGCAGAAAAACCACAUCUACGUCUCCUACCAUCGCUGCUUGCGGCGGAACGAUGACAUCCCCAAUGAUGCCAAGGUAUUCUUGAAGACCUUAAAUGAUGAUGGUUACCGUGUGUACUACAAGAGAGAUAGAUGUGUGAACGGCAUCAGAUCAACGCGGUACUACGUAAUGGGUGGUCUCCAUCCCCCUAUGUGGCUUCUGCCUCCGUAG
This is a messenger RNA of Aegilops tauschii subsp. strangulata, 1134 nucleotides long. RefSeq lists its product as uncharacterized. The record is from RefSeq and is a predicted model, not a curated record. NCBI's taxonomy places the organism in Eukaryota, Viridiplantae, Streptophyta, Magnoliopsida, Poales, Poaceae.